This is a messenger RNA of Mercurialis annua (annual mercury), 1265 nucleotides long. RefSeq lists its product as uncharacterized. NCBI's taxonomy places the organism in Eukaryota, Viridiplantae, Streptophyta, Magnoliopsida, Malpighiales, Euphorbiaceae. The record is from RefSeq and is a predicted model, not a curated record. The annotation marks the transcript as partial. The transcript is spliced from 3 exons.
AUCUCUUCGACGAAACCUCUAAUUAAAAAUAAAAACAAAAAUAAAAAUAUUGCCACUUCAUCUCUAGCAUCUCAUCAUCUAUAUAAUUUAGUUUCCAUUCACAAUCUCAUUGGAGAUCAAAUUCACUCAUUCAUAACAAUGUCAUCAUCAAAAUCAUUCCUACAUUCCUUCAUCAUCUACCUUUCAACAGCAAUAAUCCUUCUCAAAAGCUUCCUCAUCAACAACAUUUUCACUCUCACUCGUUCCUCAAUCGUUUUCGCCAUAAUCGACACCUCAUUUUCAAUUUACUUCCAAUUAUGCGGCCUUACAUCGGUUACAAUCGACAUUGACGAUCAAACAACUCUCCAUUUCUGGACUUCCCGUCACCGGAAGUUUCAAAAACCUAAUUUAGUCAUGAUCCAUGGCUACGGAGGCGACGCGCGGUGGCAGUUUCUCUACCAAAUCGGGUUUCUAGCGACCAAAUUCAACCUCUACAUGCCUGAUUUAUUGUUCUUCGGUAAAUCGUAUUCAAACCGGUCUGGCCGAACCGAUGAGUUUCAGGCUAAAUGCUUGGUAGAAGGGAUGAGAAGAUUGGGUGUGGGGACGUACUCGGUGUACUCGAUUAGCUACGGAGGUUACGUGGCGUAUCGGAUGGCUGAGAUGUGCGGGAGUGAUGAGAUGGAGAAGCUGGUGAUAGUGAGCAGUGGGGUCGGGUGGAAUGAUGAGGAUGCAAAAAGGGAGAAAGUGAGGAAGAUUGGGAGAGAUCCGAAGGAACUGCUUGUACCAGAUAAUCCGAAAGAUCUACGGCUGUUAGUGAAGCUGGCAGUUUAUAAAGGGAAGCCGUUGAGAUGGAUUCCUGAUUUUAUUCUUCAGGAGUUCAUUAAUGUGAUGGGAAACAAUCAUAGGAAGGAGAAGAUUGAGCUUGUUGAGUACUUGUUGGCUAAAAAACCUGACUCGGAACUCGCCGUUCUAACUCAGGAAACACUGCUAGUAUGGGGUGAUCAGGACGAUGUUUUCCCAGUAAGUUUAGCCUAUCAACUGCAGAGGCAUUUGGGAUCAAAAUCAAGAGUAGAAAUAAUGAAGGACAUAGGACAUGCUGUAAAUGUUGAAUCGCCUCAUGCUUUGAAUAGGAUAAUUACAUCUUUUAUUUAACUAUAAAAUUCACACUCAAGUUGUUUGUAAUUUUCUUCAAGCAUGUAAUUUGGCAUGCUGAAAGUCACAUAUCAUUAUACUUAUAGAAAUUGUUAUUCAAAAACUAUUAAAUUAAGACUCAACAUUAAUUAUAA